Molecule: messenger RNA, 2748 nt
Organism: Anolis sagrei ordinatus
Lineage: Eukaryota; Metazoa; Chordata; Lepidosauria; Squamata; Anolidae
Gene: MED26
Product: mediator complex subunit 26
Biological process (GO): positive regulation of gene expression; regulation of transcription by RNA polymerase II
Cellular component (GO): mediator complex; core mediator complex; nucleus
Molecular function (GO): transcription coregulator activity
Source: RefSeq, a predicted model, not a curated record
UCCUAGUUUGGUUCUGCGCAGGCGCAGACGGUCGCGUUUCCCAGGGUGCCUCGCGCCGCACAGUAGAGGGAGAGCGAGCGCUUCGGGAGGGAGGUAGGCCUCAGGCCUAUCUCUCCCGGCGCCACCCGCCUGACGCGCCCGCCUGGCUGCCUGGCUCGCUGCCUCCCUCCUCCUGCGGCGGAAGAUGCGGGGCGAGGCCGGAGAGUGAGGCCCGGAAGGAGGCAGGCAGGCAGGGAGGGAAGGGGCCCCUCGCUCGCCCGCCGCCGCCGCCCCCCCCUCUCCUCUCCUCCCGGCGCAGGGAGGCAAUGACAGCGGCUCCGGGACCCUCCUCCCCGCAGCAGAUCAGGGACCGGCUCCUCCAGGCCAUCGACCCCAACAGCAACAUACGGAACAUGGUUGCAGUCCUGGAAGUGAUCUCCAGCUUGGAGAGAUACCCCAUCACCAAAGAGGCCCUCGAGGAAACGCGGCUGGGGAGGCUCAUCAAUGACGUCAGGAAGAAAACGGAAAAUGAGGAGCUCGCCAAGCGUGCCAAGAAACUCCUGCGGAACUGGCAGAAGCUGAUUGAGCCGGUCGCCCAGAACGAGGCCACUUUGAGGGGGCUGCCAAACCCCCCCGGGUCAGCCAAUGGGGGUGCUCACAACUGCCGCGUGGAAACACCCCCCGGGGCCACUGCCAUCGGGGCCGUAUCCAAGCCUGUCCAGGACGCGAAGAGCCGGAAUGACGUCCAGAAACCGCACUCUCCGAAGCCAGGGAACCGGAAGCGGAAAGGGGGUGGCGAGCCCAGGGAUGGCCUCCAGGGCCCCCCUGCCUCCUCGCUGCUGAAAACCGCCAAAGCUAGCUAUGAGGCACUGCAGAACCCCUCCCCACCUCCCACGAAUGGGAUUGGGGGUAGCCCGGAGAGUUUCCCCAGCCCUCCGGAUGCCGGCUUCCCUCUGGAGGCUGAAGGUGGUCGGGUCGAGACUGGGGAAAACGAGAAGCCCAGCGGCAAGAUCCCCAUCAACGCAGUCCGGCCGCAUACCAGCUCCCCAGUGGGACUCUUCAAGCCUUCUGGGCUGCCCUCGUUGCUCAAGACGGCGGUCCUGCCACUGCCGGUGCCACAGUAUGAGAAAGCGGAGGAAGCAGCAGUAGCAUCGGGUGGUCAACCCAGAAGUCCCCGCUGCUCCUCCUUCAGCCCCCGAAGCAUCUGCUUGGAAACGUUUGCUCGGCAGCACGCCACUUUCUCUUCCAAGGGCUUGGAGCCUUCUCUGAGGGCCUCUUCCCUGAAUGCAGCAGCAGAGAGCCCCACGUCUUCCCAUUCGCCAGCCGCCAAGAGGCUGGCAUCGCCUCUUCAAGAGGCCACGCCUGAAACCCAGCCCUUUCUGCUGGGGGCAGGGGCCUCACCCAGUGGGGCAGGGGCCUCCCACUUUUCGGAGUCCUUCUUGCCAGGCGCCCCGAGGGGGGACUGCAGUGAUGGCACUGCUUCUGGUUCCGAUGGGAAGAAGAAGAAGAAGUGCCGGCCUAAGGACUACAUGGCCCAAGGACUGGAUGGGCAGGGGCUGGAGGGGGGCGGGAGCGGUGGGGGGGUGAAGCCCGUGCGAUUAAAAAAGGAGCGGCGGCUGACAUUUGACCCCAUGACAGGCGAGAUCAAGCCCUUGGCCCAAAGGGAUUCUCUGCCGGCAGCGGCACCAAUAGGGGACCUCCCUGCCUUUGCCGAGCAGCUGCCCUUGCCGCCUGUGUUGUCGCCGCCAUUGCCGCCGCCAUCAUCUUCAUCAUCACAGCGGACAGGCACGGAGGCAAAGAGCCUCCCGCUGCACAGCCCUUUUGAACAGACCAACUGGAAGGAGCUGUCCCGCAAUGAGAUAAUUCAGUCCUAUCUGACCCGCCAGAGCAGCUUGCUCUCCUCCUCUGGGGCGCAGACGCCAGGCGCCCAUUACUUCAUGUCAGAGUACCUGAAGCAGGAGGAGAGCACCCGGCGGGAGGCCCGCAAGACCCACGUCCUGGCCCCGCACGGCAAGGGCCCCUUGGACUUGCCUGGGGUCACGCGGGAGCUCACGCCUGGCGAUACGGAGCGCAUUGGCGGGCGGCGCUGGCCCGGCGUAAAUGGCUGCUAUGACACACAGGGUAACUGGUAUGAUUGGACGCAGUGCAUAUCGCUGGACCCACAUGGUGACGAUGGGCGCCUCAACAUCCUGCCUUACGUCUGCCUUGACUGACCACCGUUUUUUGCCGGAGGCUUCUUCUUGUUUUAUUUCUUUUCUUUUUUUACACUGGCAGUUAAGUGAAGCAGGAGCCACUUCCAGCUCUCUGUCCUCGCCCCAAAUUCACAUUGGAGGCGGAGGAGUAGGUGCAAAACCAGCCAGGAAAGGUAUGAAAGAGAGCGAGCUGGACAUUGGGCAGUUUCUUCUCCCCCAUUUAGAAAAAAGUCCUCUUUUUGUUUUCAUUUUGAAGUGCUGCUACCAGUUUACUAACAAAAGGGAGGCGUUAAAAGUUCAAGAAACAAAGGAAGUUGUGGUCUCCCAACGGCAACAACCCUGAGCAAAUCUGGCUGUUAACAAAAAAAAAAGGUGUUUUUAUGUUAUCAAAAGGUGGGAAGCUUUUCCAGUGAUUUGUGAAGGAGAGCAAGGCAGGCUUCGGGCGGGAGACAGCAGGACAUUUAAACACAGGAGUAGUUGAGUCUUAUUUAUUUGUCUUGAGUUGAUUUUUUUUCCUUUCUUGAAAAAAAAAACCCAGAAAAAAAUACGGCAUUGAAACGUUUCAAGGUGAACCGUG